This is a messenger RNA of Pipistrellus nathusii (Nathusius's pipistrelle), 828 nucleotides long. Lineage: Eukaryota; Metazoa; Chordata; Mammalia; Chiroptera; Vespertilionidae. The record is from the annotation of a GenBank genome assembly.
AUGAGUGCCGAGGUGAAGGUGACAGGGCAGAACCAGGAGCAGUUUCUGCUCCUGGCCAAGUCUGCCAAGGGGGCGGCGCUGGCCACACUCAUCCACCAGGUGCUGGAGGCUCCUGGUGUCUACGUGUUUGGGGAACUGCUGGAUAUGCCUAAUGUUAGAGAGCUGGCUGAGAGUGACUUCGCUUCCACAUUCCGCCUGCUCACCGUGUUUGCUUAUGGGACAUAUGCUGACUAUUUAGCUGAAGCCCGGAAUCUCCCCCCACUCACAGAGGCUCAGAAGAAUAAGCUUCGACACCUGUCGGUCGUCACCCUAGCUGCCAAAGUCAAGUGUAUCCCAUAUGCAGUGCUGCUGGAGGCCCUGGCCCUGCGUAACGUGCGGCAGCUGGAAGACCUUGUCAUAGAGGCCGUGUACGCUGACGUGCUCCGAGGCUCCCUGGACCAGCGCAAUCAGCGGCUGGAGGUUGACUACAGCAUUGGGCGGGACAUCCAGCGCCAGGACCUCAGUGCCAUUGCCCGAACCCUACAGGAGUGGUGUGUGGGCUGCGAGGUAGUGCUGUCAGGCAUUGAGGAGCAGGUGAGCCGUGCCAACCAGCACAAGGAGCAGCAGCUGGGCCUGAAGCAGCAGAUUGAGAGUGAGGUCGCCAACCUUAAGAAAACCAUUAAAGUUACAACAGCAGCAGCCGCCGCAGCCACAUCUCAGGACCCCGAGCAACACCUGACUGAACUGAGAGAACCAGCUGCUGGCACCAACCAGCGCCAGCCCAGCAAGAAAGCCUCAAAGGGCAAGGGGCUCCGAGGGAGCGCCAAGAUUUGGUCCAAGUCGAACUGA